Messenger RNA from Rhea pennata, 4511 nucleotides. RefSeq names its product Scm polycomb group protein homolog 1 (gene SCMH1). Bases 142 to 2226 code for a protein of 694 amino acids. Gene Ontology annotation, molecular function: chromatin binding; histone binding. The record is from RefSeq and is a predicted model, not a curated record. The transcript is spliced from 15 exons. Gene Ontology annotation, biological process: negative regulation of DNA-templated transcription. Gene Ontology annotation, cellular component: nucleus. Lineage: Eukaryota; Metazoa; Chordata; Aves; Rheiformes; Rheidae.
UGGCUCCCCCGCCUUCACUGCGCAUCGGAAACAUGGCGGCGGCGAGGGACUGAGCAGCCCCAGCGCUCGGCGGCCGCGCAGACAUCUUCAGCUAUCUAAAAUCAGGCCAGUUCCAGGAUAAGGACAGCGGCAGGUGAUAUAAUGCGGAAACCAGGCCCUCAAAAAGCCAUAGACUGGAAGGAUGGUAAAAAGCACAAGUACAGCCGCCCAUCAGAGUCUCCUUCCCAGUACCAAGGUCACUUCACCUGGGAGAAAUACCUGAAGGAGACAUGUGCCAUCCCAGCUCCUGCCCAUUGCUUCAAGCAGUCAUACACUCCACCUACAAAUGAAUUCAAGAUCAGUAUGAAACUAGAAGCCCAGGACCCCAGGAAUACCACCUCCACUUGUAUUGCUACCGUGGUGGGUCUGACAGGUGCACGCCUCCGCCUGCGUCUCGAUGGCAGUGAUAACAAGAAUGACUUCUGGCGGCUGGUGGACUCGGCCGAAAUCCAGCCUAUCGGAAACUGUGAGAAGAAUGGAGGGAUGCUGCAGCCUCCACUGGGCUUUCGGCUGAAUGCCUCUUCUUGGCCCAUGUUUCUUCUGAAGACUCUGAAUGGAGCAGAGAUGGCUCCCAUCCGGAUUUUUCACAAGGAACCACCAUCUCCAUCCCAAAACUUCUUCAAAACAGGUAUGAAGCUGGAGGCAGUGGACAGGAAGAACCCUCACUUCAUAUGCCCGGCCACCAUUGGGGAGGUGAGAGGUUCUGAGGUCCUCAUAACAUUUGAUGGCUGGAGAGGUGCCUUCGAUUACUGGUGCCGAUAUGAUUCCCGGGACAUCUUUCCCGUAGGCUGGUGCUCGCUGACUGGAGAUAAUCUGCAGCCACCCGGAACAAAGGUUGUGAUUCCAAAGAGCCCUUUACCUGCCUCCGAAGUAAACUCGGAGAAACCUAGCAUGCACAGUAGCACAAAGACUGUUUUGGGGCAUCAACAAGGGCAAAGGCGUCGCAAAACAGGGAAGAAGCGUGGUCGAACGACCAAAGCACUAAUCCAUCAUCCCAUGCCUACACCCUCCAAGUCAGUGGAGCCUUUGAAAUUCCCCAGAAAGAGAGGCCCAAAGCCUGGCAGUAAGAGGAAACCUAGGACAUUGCUGAAUCCAGCACCCACAUCUCCAACAACCAGUACCCCAGAACCAGAUACAAGCACUGUGCCCCAAGACGCUGCUACAAUCCCCAGCUCUGCUAUGCAGGCUCCCACAGUUUGCAUUUACUUGAACAAGAACGGCAGCACUGGGCCCCAUCUAGACAAGAAGAAAAUUCAGCAGCUGCCUGACCAUUUUGGACCAGCUCGGGCUUCUGUUGUCCUGCAGCAGGCAGUGCAGGCCUGCAUUGAUUGCGCUUAUCAUCAGAAAACCGUCUUUUCCUUCUUAAAACAAGGCCACGGGGGAGAGGUCAUCUCAGCUGUGUUUGAUCGGGAACAGCACACUCUGAACCUGCCAGCAGUAAACAGUAUCACCUACGUCCUCCGCUUCCUGGAGAAACUCUGCCACAAUCUUCGCAGUGACAACCUCUUUGGGAACCAGCCUUUCACUCAGAACAGCCACAUGCAGCGCUCACACGAGUACGACCACGACAGGUAUCUACCAGACAGAAGCAGUUCGUUAGACGGCACUCUGCAGGGACCAGGCCGGGGUACAAAGCGAUAUUCCCAAGAUUCCCCUCCAUACAGUGCUCCUCUCUCCCCCAAGUUACCAAAGAAUGACCGUCACCCUUUGGAAGGUGAAACCUUUGUCCUGGGAGAUGGCCUCCCAGGUCCCCUGGAACCUCGCCUGGACCCCAUGGACUCUGCCUUGAACUCUGUCAAUUCAUCAAGCCACAGCAGAAGCUCCAGAGACUAUCGCCUGCAGGGAUACAGGCACCUGCACCAACCCUCUAGCCUCACUCAGGGCAGUACCUCUGCCUUGCGUAGGCUUAGCUCUGGGGGUUCAGACAGAUAUCUUGGAUCUCGAGAUGUCUCACGGCUGAACAGCCGAGACCCCUCGUCUUGGACAGUGGAGGAAGUGAUGCAGUUCAUACGAGAAGCUGAUCCACAGCUGGGACCCCAUGCCGACCUCUUUCGAAAACAUGAGAUUGAUGGGAAAGCCCUACUCUUGCUGCGGAGUGACAUGAUGAUGAAGUACAUGGGGCUGAAGCUGGGGCCAGCCCUGAAGCUAACCUAUCAUAUCGACAAGCUAAAGCAAGGCAAGUUCUGAGAGGACAUUUGGCAGGACGGAUCCUGAAAACACUGCUCCUGGCCAUACAUAUGCGCACUCGCCUGCAGACUGGUACGCAUGCACACACACCCAUUUAUGCCGCAGAUGGACAUCUCUCAGAAAUACCCUGGACUGGUGCAGGGAUCCAGUCAGCCAACUGCCCACUCCUUCUCCUGGCAGCCAGGCCUCUGAGGCCUUUCGGAAGGAGAUCAACAACGUGUUGGCCAUGGGGCUUCACACCAAACUCAAGUAGUGGAUGUCCUGUUGGAAGCAGAGAGACUGUCUGUGCUCCUGAGCUGGUGUUUCUCUGUGAUUUCCUGGUUCCUCUGCCUUGGGACUGGAGGCAGAGCUGCUCUGGAUGGGAGUUUUGGCGGAGCCUUUCAGGGACUGGGCUGUUACGCUGGAUCCUCUCCCUUUUGCUCUGCUGCAGAAGUGCAUUGCUAUCAUGUUUCCUACCAGCCCUGCUCUCCUGGCCUUGCCCGCUCCAGGUGAUCCUCAAUUCCUGUUUCCUCAGCUCACGUCAGAUGGACAGUGGACCCUUGGAUGCUGGACACUUUGCACUUCCCUGUGCCAUUCUGGACAGCCAGGCUGAGAGGGAGAUGGCGCCUGGGAUUCACCCUCAACUCUCGUCGUACUAUGGCUAGCUUAGAUCAACAACCAUCCUACAGCCAGUCUUCCACAAACAGGUGGGAGCUGCAGCACAUGCUGAAGUCCCACCAGCCUGCUUGCCCAUCCUUGGGCACGCUCACCUCCCUUUGGAGAAAGAGCUGUGUCUGCCCUUAACUUUGGACCUUCCUUGUGCUGAUGACACUGGGCUGUGGAUGGAGGCCUUCAUAUUUAUUUCUGACUGGGGAGGCCAGGGAGGAAGCAUGACUGAGAUGAUGCCAUGUGGCCAGCACACAACACUGCUGGGGAGCGUGGAGCGAGCUGUGGGGAAAGUCGAUCAGGUGCUUGGCUGGGCUUCGGUGUAUACCUGUGGCCAGGACAGGCCCUCCGUGCUAGCAUUUGGGUUGGCAGUGGAGGCUGGCUGGAUGCUGCAGGACUCAAUUGAUCCUUCUCUCCUUUUUGUUUUUGUUUUUUUGGGGGAGGGGUGAUUUUUUUUUUGUUUUUUUUUAUAGGAGUUGUCUGUUUAAAAUGAUGAAAUGUUUUUUGUACCUAUUGUUGAACUCUCAACCCUUGGAGAUUUUUAACCAGAAAUGUAAAAGUUAGUCUUUCCAGUGGGCCCUCCUGGUCCUCUGGUGGUUAUAGUCUGUCCCAGCUCAGCAUGUGCAAGAGAAUGUUGGGUCUGGGAGUCAGAGGAACCCAGUCUGGUGACCAGUCCUUGCACUGCUUUUCCUACAAGGUCCUAACCAGGAGCACCUGUUCGUUUCAGACAGUCUAAUGUAUUUAUUUUUGAUGGCACUUGAGCAGUAAUCUGCUCUUCCAAUUGCGUUGCUGCAGCUGCAAUAAAAGUACCUAAGUGGAUGCCACACGGUCCUUCCCAAAUGCGGGCCUCUGGCUCAUAGCAGCCUGGAGCUUACUAACCCUGGCUCGCUCUGAGUCCAGCCAGGGAUUCUGAUGGCAAUGGACUUCCUGUCCCACUCUGCAACCUUUCUGUAGAAACAAGGGCUGCACAAGGCCCUGGAGCAUCUUGUGCCCCAGCGUGGGACAAGCCAGGGAAGAGCUGACUUUGUCUUUACUGUUGGGAGAGUCAUGGUGAAGGUCUGGAACUGUGAGCUGUCUCGUGACAUGUGCACGCUCAUGCACAUACAGCACACUUAUGUGUGCACACAUGCUUCCUUUCUUUAUUGACCAAAGGGUUGGAAUAGGGGGAAGCUACAUUGCAAGCACUUCUUUCUUUUCUUGCCCUUAGCUCACCCCCCUUCUACGUACAGAGAAACAUCUUAUACCCUCUUCUCUUCAAGCCUCAAGGGCCCAAGCCAGCAGCAGAAAGGGCUCCUGUGCUGAACAGGCCCACCAGUCUCUUGCACUGGGUCAGGUUUACCCCUAAGGGGAAAAUUAAAAAAAAAAAAAAACCCAAAGUAAUAAAAAGGCUUUUUGUUGUACAGCAAAGUCUCAGCUGCAAUCCAUACUGCACCAGUGUGGUCUGAGGGAGAGGGUUCUCUGGCCACCUCGCCGAGCCCUGCUGCUCACAGCACUGGCCCGGAGACACCCUCUCAUUUUUACCCCCUGCUGAUCUUGCUGGCCCAUUGCAGACAGGUCCCUGUGUGGGGUCAGCCAGUGCUUUCCUCUGCACUUAUUUUAUGUUGAUUUGUUUAUAAAUAAAAGAAUAGCUAAGUUCCUCA